Molecule: messenger RNA, 849 nt
Organism: Funneliformis geosporum
Lineage: Eukaryota; Fungi; Glomeromycota; Glomeromycetes; Glomerales; Glomeraceae
Source: the annotation of a GenBank genome assembly
AUGUCAAGAGAUGAAUAUAGUGUGGUCGUCGAAGUUGAUGACGAAUCUCCUGUUCGAAGAGAAGAGCUAGAGUUUCAAGAUUUUUCUUCUACUUCUGGAGUUGGUGGUAACAUAUCACAAGAUAAACAAGCAAACUCUAGUAGUGACGGUUUUAACAAUGCAACAUUUUUCGAUCCACAUCAGUCAAUUCGAAAUGAAUCACAAGGCGGUUCAUACCCUUUAUGGUCAAUUGAAUAUUAUGCUCAAUAUUUCGACGUAGAUACCGAUCAGGUUCUUGAAAGAGCAUCAAAAAGUCUUUUUCCCAAAGAUAAUUUUAAUGAUGUGGUUGGACCAAAUCCUGAUUUAUAUGCGACAAUUGCCAAAUCAAUUGCAGCUAUUAUUUCAAAGGGAAAUCCUAAUUAUGAUAUUACAAUUUUAUCAUUUGGUUUUGCUGCCAUUUACACAUAUUCUUUUGUCAUACCAUUUAUUGUUUGGGGUGCAUUAAAAUAUCUUGGCUGUAGACCUUCAUUAUUGAAUACUAUUGGUUUAUAUGGUUAUGGUUUAACUAUAUGGUUGCCUAUUUCUGUUGAUUUUCUUACUAAUAAUCAAUAUAAUAAUUAUCAUAAUGUUAAGAUUAUUAAUGUUAUUCCUUCCGACACGGUUCGAUGGGCUCUUGUGAUUUUUGGAUUUGCAAUUUCGGGAUUUUUUAUAUCAAGAAAUCUUUAUCCAGUUAUAUCAAGAGCUGAUUCGAAAACUUCUAGAUUAUUCUUAAUUUUUGUGAUAGCAGCUCAUGCUGCAUUCUCUUUAUUACUUAAAUUCAAAUUUUUUUCAUAUCAAGUAGAUUGGGAUCAAUCUAAUCCUAAACAUUAA